CAGCCACGACGAUUCACACUGACUGCGGAUGCUUGCUCGCCUGAAAUAACAAUAAUAAAAAUAAUGGAAAUUUGCUGUGGUGAAAAAUGGAGUCCUAACUGUGGAAAUAUUACAAGAAGGUUGCAAUUGUAGGCUGUCGUUGUAAAAUAAAUAAUAAGGGGAAAAAAAUGUAAUUUAGAAAUCGAGAAAGUGUAUAACGUACAUUAUUAAGCAUAUAUUUGAUAUGAAUAUGCAAUGGUUAUUUAAGCAGAAACUAGCAUUUAUAGGCACUUGGAUGCGUUCUCCUCAGCUGGCAGUGUAAGCAAUAGCAGUGUGGUUGUCAAUAAAUCACACACAAAGGAUAAUGUUCUGAUAAUGACUCAGGCCGUGCAGACUAACGGGGUACAGCCCCUGAGUAAGACAUGGGAACUCAGCCUGUACGAACUACAGCGGACUCCCCAGGAGGCGAUCACAGACGGGCUGGAGAUUGCUGUCUCCCCGAGAAGCCUCCACAGUGAGCUGAUGUGUCCGAUUUGCUUGGACAUGCUGAAGAACACCAUGACCACCAAGGAGUGCCUGCACCGCUUCUGUGCCGACUGCAUCAUCACAGCUCUGCGCAGCGGGAACAAGGAGUGCCCAACUUGCCGAAAGAAGCUGGUGUCGAAGCGCUCUCUGCGCCAUGAUCCGAACUUCGAUGCGCUGAUCAGCAAGAUCUACCCGAGCAGAGAUGAGUACGAGGCCCACCAGGAGCGCGUCCUGGCCCGGAUCAGCAAACACAACAACCAGCAGGCAUUGAGCCACAGCAUUGAGGAGGGCCUCAAGAUCCAGGCCCUGAACCGGCUCCAGAGAGGGAAGAAGCACCAGAUUGAGAAUGGCAGUGGGGCAGAGGACAAUGGUGACAGCUCUCACUGCAGCAAUGCCUCGGUACACAGCAAUCAGGAGGCGGGGCCCAGCAUCAAGCGGACAAAGACCUCCGAUGACUCGGGCCUCGACAUGGACAACACCACCGAGAACGUGGCGGGGGACCUGGCGCUGGACGGGGCCAGCGAGAUUGAGCUUGUUUUUCGGCCGCACCCCACACUGAUGGAGAAGGAUGAUGUCACACAGACCAGUAUUCGGUUUGUACCCAGGUACAUUAAGACAUCGGGAAAUGCCACAGUGGACCACCUUUCAAAAUACCUGGCAGUACGGCUGGCCCUGGAGGAGCUUCGCAAAAGCGGGGAUGCCAACCCAAUUAAUGUGGAGGCAGCGAGUGAGAAGCAGUACACUAUCUACAUUCCUACCACCAGUGGCCAGUUCACAGUGCUGAACGGGUCCUUCUCGUUGGAGUUGGUCAGUGAGAAGUACUGGAAGGUCAACAAACCUAUGGAGUUGUACUUCGCACACACCAAGGAGCACAAAUAGUUGCAGGACUACGGACUGCGAACUAUGGACUGCGAACUAUGGACUGCGAACUUUCUAAUCUGUUGUCUCGGUUGGAUUUCCUGGCUCCAGAGAGCAAGCGCUGCUUUUUUUAUAAUUUAGUUUUUGUACUUGAGUCCCAUAUUCUAUCUGUUUUAAUAGAGCAUUUGCACCCUUUAAAAAAUGAUAAUCCUCCACUAUAAAUCAAUUUUCAAGUUCCCAGGAAAACAUGUAGUAACCUUUAUUCAGUAACUCCGAAAAUUAUUUCAGAAAAAUCGUGAAUCUGUGCAUGUAAAAGCUGAGGGUCAAAAGCACUUGCUACAGUUUGUAUACACACAGGCAGAAUACACCUUAUAGCUCAACGAUUGCUCCUCAGUCCUGACCACAAUAUCUGCUGUUAUUCAGUCCCAAGCCUUUCUAAAGCCAAGAAUGCUGAAUUGUUAGUGGUUUUGUUAGGUGAAUUAAGUUCACUGUGGCCUAAGCCCAGCAGCCUCCUUUCACUUAAACCCAGGUUUCCAAUGUGAAAUCAACCAGAUAACCCAGUGUGCCACCUAGCCCCCUACCCUGAAACAACCAGAACUGCUCGCAGCACUUAGUUAUUAUUGUAAAGGAAGCAGGCAUUUACAUUUUUUGUUGCAACAGUUUCAGAGGGGCACAUUUAGGGCAAAAUGAUUAGGCAUGUAACCUGACAAGAAAACCCAGUUUAAUACUGAAAUAACACUUAAGGCUGUUUUUUUAUUAUUAUUUCUUUUCAAUUAGUUUUAAAGAAUAAAAAUAAAAAACAGUAUAAAAGGAACUACUCUGGUAAACUACUGGUGGUGGUUCGUGUUUUUGUGAAUGUGUGUGACUGAGUUUUUCUUUUCUUUGGGAAAACAGGUUUUAGGAGAUUUGUAUUAAAUUGCCACUUGUUUUCUCAUGAAAACGGAAUCCAAUUCAACAUCAGGAGACACUGAAUGCAGUGUUUGUUUAUCUACCACCUAGAGUAUUUGUUGUACCAGGAAACAAACCAUAAAAUAGUUAACAGGUUGUACAUGAUCCAUGUGGUAUGUAAAAACAGUGGGGCUUCAUACUCUGAUGACAAAGUCAAAUUAAAAAGGUAUUUGGUGUUCCUCUUCUAUUUCCAACUGUUUUCCAUGUUGGAAUUGUAUUUUUCAAUUAGGACAGAAUUGUGUGUUAUGAUGCAUUAAUAAUAGUUCCCCAACACAUUGGACUCUUUUUAAAAUAAUCCUUAAAGGCUUUCCUUUUGGAAUAAAUACAUGGUAUCUGCAAUAUGACUUUGAAGUAUUUGUUCUCGGUUUCUGUCUCGUUAUGGGUUAUAUACGCUGGUGUUAACUUGCCUACAUCUGCUACAUUUGUAUUUUGGAACUUCCUCUACAGCAGGUACAAGUUUAAUUUUCACACCAAAUAAAUGUCCCCCUUUAUUUAUGACUUAAGUGAUUUUGAUUAAGAGGCAUUCCUGGGGGGCUGCCGAGUGGUGCAUCCAGUAAAGGCACUCCAUGUGGAGUGCAGGAUGCGUCCCAUAGUCUGGGCAUCACUGGUUCAAGUCCAAGCUAUUCCUUUGCCGAGCGAGGACAGGAGCUCCCAGGGGUUGACACUCAAUUGGCCAAGCACUGUCCAGGGUGGCCAAGGCUCUGUGGUCCAGCCAGGCGCCUGAGGGCUUGCCUAUAAACUGUCCAGGGCGCAUUGUCCUCCUAAAUUAAAAAAAAAAAGGCAUUCCUUUGUGUACGAUUUUACCACUUUUGGUUUCUGGUACUUUUUUAUUUUUUAGAUAGUUCUUCUAUUUGCAGUGCAUACAUGUUUUUGUUUAGUAAAGUUAUAUACUGCACUGCCAUGUUCAAGUAUGAACUGCUUCUAUGCGAAUUGUAAUUUUCACAUUUAUUUUACUUGCUCCCUACAAAUGUUUUACUCCUGUGUACCAGGAGCAAACAUCAACUCUUGGCUACUGUAAGUUUUGAGAAUGCUGUAGUUUAGUAUGCAUGGGAAAGUCGUAGAGGACACGGCUAUUAAAUCACCUGCUGCAAGUCUGGCCAUUUUAUUUAACUUGCAAAGCUGGACUGAAAUCAAUAAACUCCAAUAUUCAUUC
This is a messenger RNA of Polyodon spathula (Mississippi paddlefish), 3463 nucleotides long. RefSeq names its product E3 ubiquitin-protein ligase RING2-like. Gene Ontology annotation, molecular function: chromatin binding; ubiquitin protein ligase activity. Bases 355 to 1383 code for a protein of 342 amino acids. NCBI's taxonomy places the organism in Eukaryota, Metazoa, Chordata, Actinopteri, Acipenseriformes, Polyodontidae. The record is from RefSeq and is a predicted model, not a curated record. Gene Ontology annotation, cellular component: ubiquitin ligase complex; PcG protein complex. The transcript is spliced from 7 exons.